Penicillium paradoxum is the source of this 576-nucleotide messenger RNA. Its product is annotated as S-(hydroxymethyl)glutathione synthase. Gene Ontology annotation, molecular function: zinc ion binding; S-(hydroxymethyl)glutathione synthase activity. The record is from RefSeq and is a predicted model, not a curated record. The transcript has a single exon. The coding region runs from base 1 to 576 and encodes 191 amino acids. Gene Ontology annotation, biological process: formaldehyde catabolic process. NCBI's taxonomy places the organism in Eukaryota, Fungi, Ascomycota, Eurotiomycetes, Eurotiales, Aspergillaceae.
AUGGCCCCCUCUCUCCACCCUCUCAUCGACAGCGGCAUUACGCUAGGCUCUAGCACCUUCGCCGGUGGAAAGCUCCACUGCCAUUGUGCGUCCAACCAGGUGGAGAUUACCCUGAAAAGCAACGUCGCCCACAAUCACGCAUGUGGCUGCUCUAAGUGCUGGAAGCCAGCCGGUUCUCUAUUCUCUGUUGUUGGCGUGGUUCCCCGUGAUGCCGUCUCGGUAACGGCAAACGCAUCAAAGCUUUUCAUUGUGGACAAAGAAGCCAUAAUUCAACGAUAUGCUUGCAAGGACUGCGGGGUUCACCUCUUCGGUCGUAUCGAGAAGGACCAUCCUUUCAAGGGACUCGACUUUGUGCAUGUGGAAUUGUCCGAUGAGAAGGGCUGGCAGGAGCCCCAGUUCGCUGGGUUCGUCUCCUCCAUCAUCGAGCAGGGGUCGCACCCCAAGGAAAUGGACGAAGUGAGAGCCAAAUUCAAGGAUGUGGGAUUGCAGACGUACGAUGUUCUUUCGCCCGCUCUGAUGGAUCUGAUUUCCACUUUCACUGCGCAGAAGUCGGGCGUCAGGUUUGCCAAUCUGUAA